Drosophila rhopaloa is the source of this 1926-nucleotide messenger RNA. RefSeq lists its product as uncharacterized. The transcript has a single exon. The record is from RefSeq and is a predicted model, not a curated record. Lineage: Eukaryota; Metazoa; Arthropoda; Insecta; Diptera; Drosophilidae. The coding region runs from base 1 to 1926 and encodes 641 amino acids.
AUGGAUGCCAGCGCGGCAGACGCAGGUUCACCCACUCUACCUCGGAGUGCUAUUUUGAAAUGCAAGGCCAAUGCUCUCCUCCAGGAUUUGAAGAGGAUACAAGGAGCCCUUCACCCAAUUUCAAGCGUGGAGGACGCCAUGCUCCACGUGCGUCAUGGCCAGUUAGUCUCAGUGUACGAUGACUUCAAGGCCAUCCACGGGAAUCUUGAAGAAUUAGACAUUUCGGAGAUCGGCAGCGACUUGCGAUGGACCGUGUCGGAGCUCGUCGCGACGAUGCACGCUGAAAUAGAGCACGAAACCUUGCGACGCUCUGAUCAAAUGGCUGCCCACUCAACUCUCACCAACGGGAUCUCCUCUAUGCCAGACCCAGGGCUCAGUCGCAGCUUUCAAGCUCUGCCGCCUAUUCCGCUCCCUACCUUUAGUGGAGGAUACUCCGAGUGGUCUGAGUUCCAAUCUAUCUUCUCAACUAUGGUAGGCGGAAAUCCACAUAUAAGCAAGGUGGAAAAGCUGCAGAGGCUACGAUCCUGUGUUCGCGACUCAGCGUUAGAAGCAGUUCGGUCCUUGGUAACUUCCGAGGAAAAUUAUGACGUUGCAUUGGGUCUUUUGGAAAAGCGAUUUAGUAACCGUCGUUUAAUAUUUCAGGCUCAUGUGAACGAGAUUCUAGGCCUCUGUGUCGUGGAAGGUGGCUCAGUGGCAGGUCUACGAGGAUUCUCAGAUAAGUUCAAUGCCCAUAUGCGGGCCUUGAAGAAUUUGGGAAUGACGCAACAAAUUGCCGGCUGCAUCAUCGUCCAGGUGCUUCUUCAAAGAUUGGACCCAGCUACCCAGGCGAAGUGGGAGGAAGGCCAGACUGCCAUCAAUUCAGACCUUAUUCCUACGUGGGACUCGAUGGCGGAAUUCCUGGAGCAACGAUGCAGGACUCUCGAGGCUGUGGAUGUGGCCAUGGCCGCAUACGCACCAGGCACUCAGGUGGGAAGACGUAGAGUUGCUAAUAACAAUAGAUCCGCCUUCAUUAUUACUAAUGCCCCUCCCGCUACCUGUAUAUUAUGCUUUGGGAGGUCCCAUGAGGUGCCUGCGUGUCCAAGGUUUCUGCUGUUGUCCCCUGAGAGCCGCCUAGGCGAGGCUAGGCGACUUGGUCUUUGUCGAAAAUGUCUCAGAACCGGCCAUCACCUGCGAGACUGCGUCGCUAAUAAUUGCCACAGCUGUGGGAGACGGCAUCACAGUUUGCUGCAUUUUCUGGACUCGCAGUCUUCUAGCGGCCAUCUGCCAGUUGCUUUACCCAUUUCCUCCUCAUCCGAGGGUUCUGAACCUCUAGCCUCAUCGCCAUCCACAGUCAAUGCCUUAAUUGCCCAAGGUCGUAGCGGCGAUAUAGCUUUGCUUGCAACAGCGAACAUACUUGUUAGGAGCCGCGCUGGUAUUUUUGUUCCUUGCCGAGCGCUUCUGGAUUCUGGAUCUCAAGUACACAUGAUUACGUCCCGAUUGGCUAAUCAGCUGCAGUUGCGUAAAUGCAAAUCAUUCAAGUCGGUGUCUGGAAUUGGCGAUACCGGCUAUGCGACGGACGGAUUCUCUGUUGAUGUGCUCCUACGUUCUCACUGUUCAGAAUACUCGUCUCUUAUUAGUGCAGUCGUCGCUGGCAACAUUACGGAUCUCCAGCCUAGUUUCUGCUUAGAUGUCUCCAAUUGGAAUAUACCAUGCAAUCUUAAUCUCGCUGAUCCAGAAUUCUUUCGACCACAGCGUAUCGAUUUGCUCAUCGGAGCCAGCCUCUUUUAUGAAUUGCUGUGUGUUGGACAAGUUCAGCUCUCAGCUGGCCUACCGUUGCUGCAGAAAACCCGACUUGGAUGGGUUGUGUGUGGAGGCGGUUCACCUGUUGAGAGAAGGUCACUCGUAGCCACAGCCUGCAAGGAUGUCACGAAGAGUUCUGGGAAAUAG